AACGAACCCAAUAAUCCAACCAUAACCACCAUUUCAGCUACUCCUUUCUUAAAAGCUUUUUAUAUUUGUCAAAAAAAUGAAAAAUGGGUACAGAAACCCAUAAUGAAGGCGAAUUGGAUUAGAUCGAAAACUAUCGAAGAAAAAUGUAAGAAAGAGACAAAGGAGGUUACAAUAGUGGGUGGCUGGGUGCAGAGGUGACAUGGGAUACAAAUGUCAUAGCGUGCACAUGGAGAAGAACUAUGGCAGAUUGGGCUCAUGCUUGACACCUGUUCCCUGUUUCGAGCCCUAUUCGGUCAUCACAAAGCCACUUACUUGUGAGUUUUUGGGUCUUUGAAAAGUGUGAUGCGAACCCACCGUUUCUUCCUUUUCAGCUGCACACAAAUUGUCUUUACAUCUAAGCGUUACAAUUGAAGACCCUCGGAAUUUGGGAAUCGUAGGAACCCUAUUCUUUCUGCAGUUUGAAUGCAAAUGCGAGUGAGCCAGCGUUUCAUUUAUUAUGGUCGAAUAGAUAUUGGAAGAAUAUGGGUGACACUGUAAUGGCAGGGUCAGCAAAAAUAUUAUUCAGCAAUGACUUUGAGGAUCUGCACGAUGAUGGUUUUGUGGGGUCAGCAGAUGAGUAUAGGAUUUUUGCAAAGGUGUUCUAUGGGAAUGACAGUGCCAGUGGUAACAGGUGUGUCGUUAACAGUGGUGAAGGAUGUGUUGUUACUGGUUGUGACUAUAAUAAGCAAACAGACAUAUCCCUCUGCUCCAAUAGUGGAAACUCAUCAUUAACCAGUCAAGAUGAUUGCUUUGAUGCGAAAGAGGAUUUGAGGGGGAAAACUCCACUAGAAUGUCUCUCAGAAGAUUUGACAUCGUCAAACAAAAAUAAUCAUGAAGCAAAGUUAGCUGUUGAAAAUCAUCCAAAUGGGAGACCUGAUCUAGGGGAUAUCUUGAAUAUAUCUGUCUGCGAGGGAGUUGUUAUGGGUAUGUCCCAACAAGAUUCUUAUACUGCUUGUCACACUAUAACACAUUGUUUACUCGAAUCAUCUGGUGAGGGGGUUAUAUUUCGUCACUAUCAACCGAAGGGACAUGUUCAUCUGGGCCAAGGUUAUGAAAUUAGUGGAACGGGUGGCUUUAAGAGUAGAUUAUCUUCUGAUGGACAUGAUCAGAAGGACGUUGUAAGUAUAGCAAUUACUUCUCCUGCUUCUCAAGAGAGCUAUGCAAGUAAGCUUCUAGUUAUGGAUCCGGCUAUUUCCGUUAAAAACAAAUUGGGAAGUCAUCGACCUGCCAAGCCUAGAUGGAAGGACUCCUGCUUCUUGAAACUGGAUGAUGAUGAAUUAUCAAUGCCGAGGGACAUAAAAAAUGAUCCUCGUCCUCUUCUUCGCUAUCACAUUAAUCGCUUACUUAGAGCAGCAGGAUGGGUGAUUGGGAGGCGCAAGAGGAAAAGUAAAUACAACGGGAUUGGAGAAUAUGUUUACAAGUCACCAGGAGGAAGACCGUUUCGUGAAUUUCAUAGAGCUUGGUCCAUGUGUGGUGAGAGUUUGUUGACUGAUGCCAUUGAUUUUGUGCAGAGAAAUGAUUCUAACCAGUGGAAUGAUAUGACUGAGUUAUGGACGGAUCUAUCUACCACAUUUAAAGAGAUUGAAGAGAAACACAAUAGUUUAGAAACUACUUCUGCUUUGGCUCAUUUAUGGUGUCUUCUGGAUCCCUUUGCCAAGGUAGUGUUCAUUGAUAAAACUAUUCGCUCAUUGAAAAAAGGAAUUGCUGUUGAAGCAAAGAGAAGUUUCCCAUGUGCAAGGGAUGGUAGGCCUGCUGCCAAAUACCGAAAAAUCUUGAGAAACGACCAGUCCGAAAUUCUGUUUGAAGUUCCCAUUAUUUCAGAAAACACACGUGCCUUGGUUGGAGGACGCGACACUCAUCAAGAUAGCAAUACAGGUUCCCAAAGCAUAAGCAAAGAUAGACCUGAGGAAGAAGGCUGUUCUGGAUAUGAUAGGAGGGUUCACAAAAAAUCCAGAAAGAUAUCUGAAAUGAAAGUCACUAGUCUGUAUCAGCGUCAUUUGAAUGCUCAAGAGUAUUCGGUAGAGGAAACAACUAGUUGCAGAAUUGGAUCAAAGAAAUCAAAGACUUCACAUCUUAAUGAUGAUGAUCUCUUGAUUUCAGCUAUUAAAAAAAACAAAACCAUUAGAUCUUCCAAGAAACUGGCUACCUACAAAUCCAAGCCUCUGAGAAGGCCCAAGAGACGAAAAGGCAGUUGCAGAUUGCUUAUAAGGAGCCUCAACAAGGGUUCAAAGCAUUUGAUGGAGGGAAAGUGGUCUGCUUCUGAAUUGAGAACCGUGUUAUCCUGGUUAGUUCAGUCUGGUGUUGUUUCACUAAAUGAAGUGAUCCAGUUACAGAAUCUGAAAACUGAUGUGGUGUUGAAAGAUGGUUUAAUUACUAGGGGAGGUGUAUUAUGCAAGUGUUGUAAUAAGGUGCUUUCCAUCUCUGCUUUUAAGACUCAUGCUGAUCUUGGGUUGAAGCAUCACUGUAUCAAUCUUUUCAUGGAAUCUGGUAAGCCAUUAACCUCAUGCCAGCUUGAGGCCUGGUCAGCUGAAUACAAGGCCAGAAAAGUAGCUCCUCAAUCUGGCCAAGGUGAUGAGACAGAUCAAAAUGAUGAUAGUUGUGGGCGCUGUGGUGAUGUUGGUGAACUGAUAUGCUGUGAUAACUGUCCAUCUGCGUUUCAUCAGUCAUGCUUGUUUGAACAGGAGCUGCCUGAAGGAAGCUGGUAUUGCCCACAAUGUCGUUGCUUGAUUUGUGGGGCAGUAGUCCAUGAUAAAGACGCUUCACAAUCUCAUAGCUCCUUCAAAUGCUCACAGUGCGAGUUCAAAUAUCAUGAGACGUGCAUGCAAGGGAAGGGCAUGAAAAUCGAAAUGGCCUCAGAUAACUGGUUCUGUGGAGAAUACUGUCAGGAGGUAUACUCAGGUCUUCGAUCUCGCAUUGGGUUGAUAAAUCAUCUUUCUGAUGACUACUCUUGGACACUUCUUCAAUGUAUUAAUGGCGAGCAGAAAGUUCAUUCUGAUGAGUGCUUUGUUGCUUUGAAGGCAGAAUGCAACUCAAAGCUUGCUGUUGCAAUCACGAUUUUGGAGGAUUGCUUUCUUCCGAUGGUGGACCCAAAAACAGGCAUAAACAUGAUACCUCAAGUCAUGUACAACUGGGGAUCAGAAUUAGCACGUCUGAACUAUAGUGGGUUUUAUACUGUGGUUUUGGAGAAAGAUGACAUCAUGUUGUCUGUAGCAUCCAUCAGAAUCCACGGGGUUACUGUAGCAGAGCUGCCUUUAGUUGCUACUUGCAACAAUUAUCGUAGACGAGGAUUGUGUCGGCUCCUUAUUAAUUCUAUAGAAGAGAUGUUGAAGUCUUUGAGGGUCGAGAAGCUCGUUGUAUCUGCCAUUCCCAGUGUAGUGGAGACAUGGACAAAGGGUUUUGGCUUCAAACCCCUGGAAGACGAUGAGAGACAAAGUUUGAGCAAAAUUAACCUCAUGGUGUUUCCUGGAUCCGUAUGGCUGCAGAAGCCUUUGCAUCAGAGUACCAUGAAUCAAGAAAAUGGCCCAAUUGAUGCUUCAACUUCUGGAGCAAAUGAUCCUGGAGAAAUGGGAACUCUUGAGGAAGGAUUUUCAACCACGCAGUCUGUUCGAGAAGCCAAUACUGAAACAGGAACCAUACUUCAUGACUUAGAGAAUUCUCAAUCACAUGAAAAACAAGAACCCGACAUUUCAUCUGAUGAACAAGAGCAUGGACGAUUUUCCAAUCAUGAUUUGUCUGUUCAAGAAGCUCGUAUAGAGACAGGAUCAGGACAUGCUCACUCUGAGAAUACGCAAUCGCAUGAAAAACAAGACCCUGAUAUUUCAUCCGAUGAACAAGAGCUUAGACGAUUAUUCAAUCAUGAAUUUUCUGUUCAAGAAGCCCAUACUGAGACAGGAUCCGGAUUUGCUCUCUCUGAGAAUAUGCAAUCACAUGAAAAACAAGACCCUGACAUUUCAUUUGAUGAACAUGUGCUUAGACGAUUAUCUAAUCAUGAAUUUUCUGUUCAAGAAGCCCAUACUGAGACAGGAUCCGGACGUGCUCUCUCUGGUAAUAGGCAAUCAUAUGAAAAACAAGACCCCGUCAUUUCGUUUCAUGAAAAAGAGCUUAGACAAUUAUCCAAUCAUAACUUGUCUGUUCAAGAAGCCCAUACUGAGACUGGAUCAGGACAUGCUCGCUCUGAGAAUUUGCAGUCAGAUGUAAAACACGACCCCAGUGUUUUCUUUGAUGAACAAGAGGAGAGAAAACUAUGGAAUCACAGUCCUUUCAUUCAAGAAGCCAAGUCUGAGACAGAAAACAGAAAUGGAGGUAGCCAAGUUGAAGUAGUUGCCUGUACAGAGGCCAAUGAGAUGUAUGCAGAGACAGUUUUUGGACAUGCCCACUUUGAGAAUAUGCGAUCACACGAAAAUCGAGACUCCGAAAUUUCAUCCAAUGAACAAGAAGGCAGACGACUAUGCGAUCAUGAUCUGCCUGUUCAAGAAACCAGGACCGAGACAGAAACCAGAAAUGGUGACUAUUUCAAUCAAGUGAAUAACAAGAAUCAUCCCACCUUUUCCACUAACGAAGUGCCAACUUGAAAUAGUUGCUUGUACAGAGGCCAAGGAGAUGUACACCUGGACAGAGAGGCAAUUAUUUGUAAAUGUGGGAAGCAGUGUAUUAGAUAGACCAGAAUGUUCCACUCGGAUUAAUAAUUAUAUUUCUUGAAUGGCAGUUCAAAAUUAAUUUUUUAUC
This is a messenger RNA of Olea europaea var. sylvestris, 4764 nucleotides long. Its product is annotated as increased DNA methylation 1-like. Gene Ontology annotation, molecular function: acyltransferase activity, transferring groups other than amino-acyl groups. The record is from RefSeq and is a predicted model, not a curated record. The transcript has 11 exons. Lineage: Eukaryota; Viridiplantae; Streptophyta; Magnoliopsida; Lamiales; Oleaceae. The coding region runs from base 522 to 4610 and encodes 1362 amino acids.